GUACGCACAAGUUCGGUUGGGAUUUUGGAAAGCGGCGUGAACUCAUUUCCAAAUCUGUGCUGUGCUCUGUGCCAGUGGACACAAGCAGUUACUAUUACAAAUAUUAUUAGUGCUUGCCACAUUGUUGGCUAGUGGUGGAACGGCAGCUGUUACAAGCGUUUUUUUUUUGUGUUUUGAACUAUUUCGAAAACGGUUGACAUAAAUGCGGAAAUUACUAUUUGAUAUGCAGAGUGACGACUAAUUUACUACUACAACUAAAGUUAUUGAUAUUUUGAAUUUGCGUUACAAGAGCUGUAACGCAAUCACUCCGAUUUCUUACUGAAGCGCUCUACGCUUUAUUUGUUGUUUCUAAUCCCAACCGCUAUUCGCCUGAAACGGGAAACCGAAAAUGGAGCGAAGCAGUCAAAGUGCUGCUGAAAAAUGAAAGUACAUAAAUUAAACUCAAAGUAGCCGCCCAAAAACGCAACGAACGCCCCGAAGAGGCGAACAAUAAACUAACAAAAACACCAAAUACAACAAAUACAACAAAAACAACAAAAAAACCAAAAUCACAACAACAAAAAUAGCGCAACAACAAAGACAAGUGCUGGCAAAAACAUAGCGCAGCUUAGUGCACACUCAAAUAUAGCAGUGAAGUGCAGAUCUUAUUUCAGCGUUGCAUACAUUUGGGCGGUAACGCGUGCCAUCUUACUCGCUUAACGGAAAAAGUGCUGAAAAAAGUCGAAAAAAAUACGCAAAAUUAUAAAAAAAUCUACGAAGUGCAAUCGCUGCAAAUUUCGUACAAACGCGGAGUGUGCAGCAAAAACAAAAACAAAAAAGAAAAACGAAAACGAAAAGUGGCAGUAGAAAGAAGUGCAACGCUGCCAAAGAAGACGUGGCGUAUUAGUAAUGCUUUGUUCCGAAUCGGCUGUGUGUGCCAGAAGUAGAGCAAAGUGCACAAAAGCUUUGUCAGUGGGGAGUCUGCCAACAGACUUCAUAAUCAGCAUCAUCAUAACCGGUAACAAGAACAGCAGCAACAGCAACAACAAGUACAACAAGUACAACUAGUGCAACAAAAGCAACGGCAGUUGUGUUGAACGUGCUAGCCGGCUGGCCAUUUAAGCAUAGCCUCGCCACAACUUUAAAUAACCGUUAUUCGUCUUCAAUUUUUUGCAGCUGCUUUAAACUCUCUCCGUCUCACACCGCUCCUCGCACUUCCUGCACUGGUCAACAUCAACACGAGCCUGCAAUAUCCUCUAGCUCCAGCAAGCGGUUCGCCUUCGUUGCUGUCUGCCAGUCGGUUUGAGGAACGACCAUAAAUUAAACAACCAAACCAAUGGCAGCACAACAACAGCGAUGCUAGUCUUUCAAACACGGCAAAAGCCAAGCGCCGAGUUUAGAACAACUUUAAACGAAAUUAUAUAACUAAAUUCUUGCUGUUCAAAUAUAUGUAAAUUCAAAUACUUUGAACCAAAAUUCUAAUCGCAAAAAAUCACUUUUAUGCCUACGAAUCAUAAAAAGUAAACAUAUUUCAUUAAAAUUCUAGCUGUGUAAAGAGCAAACACAUAUACGACAUUAAAAAGCCAACAAAAGCAACAACUAUGCAGCUUCGUAGUUUAGUGCAGCACAACUCGCACAGUAGAACGAUUAGAGGCAGUCGGUGAAGCGCACAUGCUUUAUUAGUCCAAAACUAAAUUUAAAUCAAAUAGAUAUAUAUAAAUAUUAUUAUUAAGUAGAAGCAGCAUUAGCAUACAUAGACAUAUAUAUAUAAACGAUACACACACAUACUUAAAGCAAACCGCAUAGAUAAAGUAUUUGUAAUCAGAGCAUUAAGUAAUUAAAGCGAAAGGGCAAAUUCGAGCGCUAACUAGUACGCAAAAUACUUUACAAAUACAUACAUACAUAUACAAAUAUAAAUAGCAACAAAGCACGAGCUUCCUAGUAGAGACCUCAGCAAUUAGGAAAAUAUGAAAAGCGAAAAUUAACACACAACAAAAAGCGUAAAACUAUUCAAGCAACAACAAAGUACACACAUUCAUUGCGCCACACGCAGUUUUGUACAUAAAUCGAAAGAAAGAAAGCUGAAUCCGGCAGCUGCAAGGCACCAUACAAGCACAGAGUCGCAUUGCAAAACAUAGCAUAUUUACAUAGAGAGUAAGCGCCAUCAGCUUGUAAGAUAAACUCACUUACUCACGUACUCACGAAAUCACACGCUUCAAUUGAGCCGGUGGGCGCACGCUUAAUUUAGAAAGGAGUAGCAACGCAAUCAUCAACUGCAAAGCUUAAGUGAGCAGUCGCGCACAGCAUCAGCAAUCGCCGACACGCCUACAAACCACCCACACAAACACAGCCACGCAAGAGUUAUAGAACACACACUCGCUAAAGUCCAAAGCAACCGUCCAAUUUGCGAGCCACAACGGUGACAACGAAAUACAAACCACCAAACGACGGUUGAACAGUUGCUGUUGUAGAGUUGACACGGUCGACUGCGAGAGCUUUACGCAGCAUUACUUUACUUAUGGCCAAAGAACGCGUACGCAGCGUUUAAAAUUUGCAAGGGAAACUUAAAACACCCAUACACUAACGAAAGAAGAAGGAGAAGAGCACACGAGCACCGAAAAUGGCGCUAAUAUUGUUAAACAGACAGCGGUCCAGUCGCGAUCGCACACAAUUGGCGAUCUUCUGUCUGCUCUUGGUGUGCACAACAACGCUUAGACUUGUCCACGGCGCUGAGACGCCGAACAACGGUAGCAGCAAUAAUUUGGCUGCCGUUGGCAACAAACCAAAUGAUGAUAAAGUGACUCGUAGUACGGACGUGGCGGGGGCCAACUCGGACGUGAGUGCUGUUGCUAAAGCCGGCGGUGCCGGUAGUGGUGGUGGAGGUGACGCGGCGGACGUUGGCGGUGACACACCGAAGGCAAAUCAGAAUAAUAAUGCUGGUGCUAUAAGUAGCAAUGAUAAUGGUGUUGUGGAUGGUGAGAGUAAUGAUGAUGGUGAUGAUGAUGAUGGCAAUGCUGAUGAUGCUAAUGGUGGCGAUAAUGUCACCGCCUUGUCGCAGCACAGCGGCAGUUCAUUGCAAUGCAAAGACGGUCUGUUGCUUAAAGUUUGGAUGCCAAUUGACAAUGUGAGUACCGGUGAUCGCGUUGCGCGGGGCCUUGUGUACUUCCUGGCGAUGUCGUAUUUGUUCAUUGGCGUUUCAAUUGUGUCAGAUCGUUUUAUGGCGGCGAUUGAAGUGAUCACGUCCAAGGAGAAGGAGGUGGUUAUCAAGAAGAAGGGCGGCGAAACACAGGUGGUAGUGGUGCGCGUCUGGAAUGAGACGGUCGCCAAUUUGACGCUGAUGGCGUUGGGUUCCAGCGCACCGGAGAUACUCUUGUCCGUUAUUGAAAUGUUUCAGAAGGGUUUCGAAGCUGGCGAUUUGGGUCCGGGCACAAUUGUCGGCUCAGCCGCAUAUAAUUUAUUUGUCAUAAUAGCCCUUUGUAUUGCUGUCAUACCGAAUGGUCAAGUGCGCAAGAUCAAACAUCUGCGGGUAUUCAUUGUAACGGCCGCUUGGUCUCUGUUUGCCUACGUUUGGUUGUACUUGAUCUUGGCGCAGAUUUCACCGGGGCGCGUCGAAGUCUGGGAGGGUCUAUUGACAUUUAUUUUCUUCCCCACUACCGUCCUGACGGCUUAUAUAGCCGACAGACGUUUGUUGAUUUAUAAAUAUCUGGACAAGAACUAUCGCAUGAAUAAGCGUGGCGUUAUUGUGAGCGCCGAGGGCGACGCUGUACUCGAGAUGAAUCGUCAUGAGAGCAUCAAGGAGCUGGCCGAGAAUGAAGAGAUGAAAGACUUCGAGGAUGCACGACGUGAAUACAUUUCAACGCUGAAAGAACUGCGUAAGAAGUACCCACAAAGCGAUCUGGAGCAAUUAGAAAUGAUGGCACAGGAGCAAUUGAUUAAUCGAGGCCCCAAAUCACGCGCUUUCUAUCGCAUACAAGCCACCCGCAAGAUGAUGGGCAGCGGCAAUAUAAUGCGCAAAGUGCAGGAACGUGCUCUCACCGAUCUCAAUGAGGUGAAAGCACAGCUGCAGCGCGUCGAAGUGGAGGCCGAAGACGAUGAUACGACGGUACGCAUCUGCUUCGAGCCCGGCCACUACACUGUCAUGGAGAGUUGUGGUGAAUUUGAGUUGCGCGUUGUGCGUCGCGGUGAUUUAUCCGGUUAUACGACCGUCGACUAUCAAACGGAAGACGGUUCCGCCGAAGCCGGUAGCGAUUAUAUUGGUAAGAAGGGUGUACUCACCUUUCCGCCGGGUGUCGAUGAGCAACGCUUCAAAAUCGAAGUUAUCGACGAUGAUGUUUUCGAGCAAGACGAACAUUUUUAUGUGCGUUUAAGUAAUCCGUCGGAUCCGGCAAUACUGGCUGUGCCCAAAGUGGCCACUGUUAUGAUACUCGAUGAUGAUCAUGCGGGCAUAUUUGCCUUCAAUCAGAAGACGCAUGAUUUCGCUGAAUCCAUUGGUACAUACGAUUUGAAGGUGCAACGUUAUUCGGGUGCUCGCGGCAAGGUGAUCAUACCGUUUUGGACAGAGGACGGUACUGGUAAGGCGGGCAAGGACUACGAACCAGUGCAGGGAGAGUUGGUGUUCGAAAAUAACGAAACUGAAAAAUUCAUUCCGCUGGGAAUCAUUGAGGAAGGCAGCUAUGAAAAGGAUGUGCUAUUCUACGUCAACAUCGGCGAACCCAUCAUCGCGCCAGAUAAUAGCAUUAAAACGGAAGCACUUAAAUUUCUAAACAAGUUUCUCGACGAUGAAAUGGUAGGACUUAUUGAGGCCGCCGAGAAGAAGGCACCGGAGGAACUAACGGAGGAGGACAAAAUGGCCUUGCUGGGUCGUCCCAAGUUGGGCGAGGUGGUGCGUGCCGAGCUGCGCAUCAAGGAGAGCAAAGAAUUUAAGAACACUGUGGAUAAAUUGGUGCAAAGGGCGAAUGCGUCACUGCUGAUUGGCACAUCGUCGUGGAAGGAACAGUUUGCGGAUGCGUUGACGGUAACUGCUGGCGAUGAUGAUGGCAAUGGCGAUGGCGGUGAGGAUGAUGGGCCUUCAUCGCCUUCAUGCUUCGAUUACAUAUUACAUUUCCUAACGCUCUUCUGGAAAAUCAUAUUCGCAUUCAUACCGCCAACAGAUAUUGCCAACGGUUAUUUGUGCUUUGUUGUAUCGAUAUGUGGCAUCGGCAUGGUGACAGCACUAAUUGGUGAUGUGGCAUCACAUUUCGGUUGCACGCUCGGCGUUAAAGAUGCAGUAACGGCGAUUUGUUUUGUAGCGCUCGGCACCAGUCUGCCAGAUACAUUCGCCAGUAAAGUGGCCGCCAUACAGGAUAAGACGGCCGAUGCGAGUAUCGGCAAUGUGACGGGUAGUAAUGCUGUGAAUGUCUUCCUUGGUAUUGGUGUAGCGUGGACCAUGGCUGCUAUAUACCAUGAAUCGCAUGGACGGGCCUUCAGAGUGGAGGCGGGCACCUUGGCUUUCUCGGUGACACUUUUCCUAUCGGGAGCUUUGAUUGCCGUUUUCCUGAUAAUGUAUCGACGUAAGAAAUCCAUUGGCGGCGAAUUGGGCGGCCCGUCACCACAAAAAUACAUACACAGCGCCAUUUUCUUCAGUCUGUGGUUGAUCUACCUAAUAAUGAGCACUUUGGAAGCGUACGAAGUCAUCCAAGGAUUCUAAAGGAGCACAAAACACAAAGGUCACAGAUAGUAUGGAUACAACUACACACAUACCUACUUACAUGCAAACUUACCUACUUACUAUCUUCUUAAUAGCCAAAAGCAAAAACUAAAUUAAUUAACAUACACACACACACACCCAUACAAGCAUAUAAAAAUACAAAUUUAGAGGCAUCCAUUAUACAAUAAGCCUACCUACAUACAUACAUACAUGCGAUACUAAUGCAUUAGGUACAGUUUAAAGUGCAUAAAGGAUAUGAAUUAAGGGAAAGGAGGAAACAGAAAUGUUUGCGAAUAAAUGAAAAUCAUAAGUGCAAAGCUAUUAUACAAAAAACAAAUUAUUAAAAAAUGUGUUUGAUAAAAAAUUAUGCAAAUAUAACUACAAUUCGCACUGUCCUUCAUUAAUAAUUAUAAAAAGGAAACAGUUUAAGAAACCAUAAAUUUGAACUACAAGUCUCAUCAGGAGUUGAUAGCUCAGCUAAAACGAUUUCUUAAAUAUCUGUACAGAAAUAGCAAGCUAAUAGUAAACUAGUGGCUGGAGCAGUGUUAGGUUCAUUCUCCAAACUCGUAGAAGAUUUCUUUAAGUUCUCUACUUAGCAUACAUACUAUAUAUUAUGUAUGCUAAGCUUACAUAAUCGACAUGCUCUGAAACGCUACACGAAAUACUAACGAAUGAGCAGUUCUUGAGUUUAUUUUAAGAGGUGCUUCGGAAAAAUCUCCUAACAUUCGGACUACUUUAUGAAGCCUUCGAGAAAUUUUGGCUAAAACUCUCAUACUGCAUUGAAAAAGUAACUAGGAAAAAGUGGUGUAACGUAAAGGGUUUGCUAUAGCAGAGAUGUCAAUUAAGGAAAAGGUGUUGUGAGAAGACAAAGAGAAAGAGAACUGAUCAUUAUACAUAACUAAAUAUAUGUAAAAAUUCAAUAGCUUCGAGAGCGAUGUUGAAGGAGAACUUAACUCAUGAAUACAAGGACCACAAUUAAACCCGUUUAUAGCAGUUUUGACUUGAAAAUAUUUUCUCAAUUUUUCUUUGGUACGGAUGAGCAUCAAAACGAAGAAACAAAACAAUUUAGUUCACUGUUGUAGACACUCUCGGCUCUCUACUACUUAUGCCUCCAACCCUUUAACGCACAUACUCUCAACUAUGCGACGGCUUGAAGAACAACAAAAGAGGUCUUCCAUUUAAACGGUAAUCUUUUGUUUUGCACUAGGUUUGGGUAAUCAGUUCGAUUUCCGGUAGCAGCACGCAAGUUUUGAAAGCUAGCACGAAGUUAAGCUUCUUUUAUGACUCGAAAGUGUUUUUAGUGAGUUGAAAAAUGUGCUGGAGGGAAGGCAAUUAGGUUUGAGCGGAGGUCGACGAUGGAUCAAAAUUUUAAAAGGCAUAUUUUUAAUUAAGCCAUAAAAUUCUAACUGUCUUCUAAGCUUAUAACGGAACUUUGAAAUAAUGUUAAUUCAUGAUAGUUUUUUUUGGCUGAGAAUGUCAACUUUUGUGAGCAAAAAACACUCGCACAUAAAACCACUUUUCUAAAUAAAAUGUCAAAACCCAAAUUUCUUAAAAAACCGAAAAAAGCAACAACUAACUAAGGCUAAUAAAAGGGUAGGAUAGUCUGGCUUGAAAAUCAUAGCAAAUUUAAACCACACAGGUUGAAGCGAAUACAGAAAAUAAUAGCAACAAAAUUGCAGCAAGGUGGCAACCAUAGUUAAAGUAGGCAGCAGAACGAAUGUUAACAGAAAAAAGCAACAAAAAUAUUAUUAAAAAAACCAUUACUAGCAAAGCAAAAUGCAUAGGAAAAUUAAGAAGGAUGAAUGAAGGGAAGUCCAAAAUAAAUAUAGAAAAAGGCAAAAUUGCAUAAUGAAGAGAAACAAUCAUUGAAUUUUUGUCUCAGAGUCCAGGCAACAUUUUAAGGAGCAAUUACAUAAUUACACGCAUUGAAGCAUAGGAGCAUAGGAAGCAUAGGCGCAUAUAAGAUAUAGGCUAAACAAAUAGAUAAAGCAUAGUUAAAAGUAGUGAUUUGAAAGCAAACUAAAACAAAAACAAAAACAAAAUGAGCAAUAGCGCGCGAUAUUUAUGUAGCAAGGAUGUGGGGCGGCCAUUUUACGCUGUGCCACCAUGCACAGUUAUACUGAAGUACUUUAAAAAUGUAAACGAAACAUCAAGUAUAAUUACAACAAUAAACAAAAGAGGCAAAAUAUGCAAUAAACUUGUAUUACUAAAUUUAAUUUAUUUUUAUAUAUAUUAUAAUGAUAAUAUACAUGCAUACAUAUGUAAUUAAUAAUGUAAUGCAACUAAGUUAUGCCAUUAAAGAUAUACAGAAACCCAAAAACAAAACAAAAAACAAAUGAAGUAAGAAAUUGAAUACCAAGCAGGAGGAAGAAACAUAUUUGCAGAGCGAUAGCAAUUUUUAGAGAAAUUUUAUUGUUAUUGUAUUAUUCUUAUAUUGUAUGUAUAUGUAAUGUGUAUGUAAUGUUAAUUUAGUAACAAAUUGAUAAUGCGAAGCGAAUGCAAAGCUGUGGUGUUAAAGUAGAAAAUGAGUAAUAAGAAGAAGAACAUGUACGAGAAGUCUACAAUUUAACGAAUCGGCAGCGAAGAGAGGAGUGCAGUUUUUAAUAGAAAUAGACAAAAAAAAUAUUGUAAUGAUGCCACAAGAUGCCGUUUAAAUACAGGGCCUUCCAUAAUUAAACGAUUUUUAAUAUGUAAUUUUUAUAAAUUUAAGUAUUAAUUGUUGCAAAGAAAAGCUUACAUGUUUUUAGAUAUUUUUCUUGUAAUAUAUAUAAAUUGAAAAUAAUAUAGAAAUUUAAUUAAAAUUGUUAAUAGUUUUUAUUAUUAUAAUUUUUGAAAUUUAAUUGCGUGCGGGUAACUUAAUAUUUGUUGCUUAAAAUAAUUGAAUAAUUGAUUUUUAUAUUUUUUGAUUAUUUUUUUGUUUCAUAAAUGUUCAUGUGAAAUCGCUCUUGAGAGAGUAGCGUGAUGAAAUGUAUGCGAUUUCUAAUUAAAUUGUAAUAAUUAGUACAAGCUCUGAUUAGUAACAACAGACUAAAUGAAAAGCUUUCACUUAGAAAAAUAAUUAGUAAAAGCUCUCAUUAGUAACAAGGAACGGAGUAAGAAGCUUUCACAAAGUUAAUAAAAGUUAAAAAAGGCUCUUGAUAAAACUCUUAUUAGUAACAGGAGACUGAACUCAAAGCUUUCACCAAGUAAAUAAAGUAGCAAAAGCUCUUGAUAAAAACAGCAAAUUGAGUGUAAAGCUUUCACUUUCACAGCAGACAAGGUGCUAAACUUUCACUUAGUAAAAUAAAUAGUAGAAGCUCUCAUUAGUUUAUUAGUACACUCAACAGAUUGAGUGUAAAGCUUUCACUUAAUAUUGUAAUUAAUAAAAGCUCUCAUUAGUAACAGCAGACUGAAAGCAAAGCUUUCACAAAGUAAAUAAAAUAGCAAAAGCUCUGGAUAAAACAGCAGAAUGAGUGUAAAGCUUUCACUUUCACAGUAGACUAGGUGCUAAACUUUCACUUAGUAAAAUAAUUAGUAAAAGCUAUUAGUUACAGCAGACUGAGUGACAAGCUCUCACUAUGAAAAUAAAAUAGCAAAAGCUCUUAAUAAGAAAGAUAGAAUGAGUGCAAACCUUGCAAUUAGUAAAAGAAAUAGCAAAAAAGCUCAUUAGUAAUAACAGAUAUAUAAAAUAAAUAUUAAAAGCUCUCAUAGGUAGAAUAUACAACAUUUUUGAAAACAUUUCACGUUUGGAAAAAUGCAAUAAUAAGUAACUGUACUGUGCUGUAAUGAAAAAUAUUUGAAAAACGCUUUUUCGCUGCUGAGCUCUCAGCGCUUUCAAAAGUUUUCUCAAGAGCUUUCACCAUAUUUUCUUUUGAUGACAAGCAAAUAAGUUGUUAAGUUAAACUUAUGCUGUAAUGUAAAAUAUUUGAAAAACGCUGUUACGCUGCUGAGCUUUCAGCGCUUUCAAAAGCUUUCUCAAGAGCUUUCACCAUAUUUUCUUUUGAUUACAAGCAAAAUAAGUUGGAAAUUAUAAAUACGUUUUAGUUUCCACACAAUUAUUUAUAUAAUGUUUAAAAAUAAUAUUUUAUAUAUAUUUUUUAAAUUAAUUUUUGUUAUGUUUCAAUUUCGUAAUAAAUAUAAUAAUUUUUUUUUUGAUUUUUUCUGAGACGAGGAACUUAAGCAUGCUGACUCUACCAUAACGGUAUUGUUUUUAACUAUACAACUUUAUAAGUAAAUAUAUUAUAUAAAAAAAAAUUAAACUGUAAUCUUAAAAAUCACUUCAAGCUGCUCCAUGUAAAAAUAUUAUAAACUAUUAACAUUAAACAAAAAACGCUAAGAAAUCGUUGAACUUGCAUACAUACUCAACUUUAGAAAAAAAUUAAAUAAAUUAAGGCAUAAUUAAAUUUAGUAAAAAAUACAUUUGUUAGCAACUUUGUUGAUUUGAAGUUAACUAUAUAUUUUGAAAGAAGAAACAUCGAAAAUGAAUAUAUAUUAUUAUUACUUAAAUAUACCAAAAAAACCCAGAAAGAGGAAAAUUACAUAUUUUCAAAUUUAUUUUGUUACAAACAAAACACAGUUCUGUGUAAUUAAACAGCAGCAAUUAAAUUAAAAAAAAACUUUAGAGCCAAGUCUCAAUUAUUUUUUCGAACAAGAAACACAUUCUGUCAAAUUAACUACAACACAUACAUACAUACACAAAUAUAUGUGUGUAAUCUAUGUGUAUUUAAUAUGUAUAUGUAUUGCGUAACCCAAGUCAACUUAGUUCUGUAUGUAAAUAUCUAUUGUAUACUGUAAGGAUCCAUCAUUUAAUUCGUUUUCUAUAAGACUUGUUAUAGAUUUUAUUAAUAUUUAAUACUUAAAAGCAAAAACAAAGCCGAAAGCAAAUUGUAUACCAAACUAUGUAUUGUAUGUACUAUAUUUUAAGCGAGCCAUGCAACUUAAGUAAAGUCCAAACUUGAAGCCAAAAAUCGAAACCUUUCUUAAAUGCUUAAACUAAACAGCAGUCAUACCAAUAUAAAAUCGUAAAGCACCCAUACAUACAUGCAAAUCGACCUAAAUGUGUAUGUGUGCGUUUGCCCAAAUGGCAAUUAACUGUUCACUGUUUAUCCUCAACUUGUAAGAUAACUCAUUGUAGUGAAAUACUUCCUCUAAAUAAUUUCAUUAUGCAAUUUUCCAUGUGAAAACAAGUUUUUUGUUAAUAAAAAAAGAAUUUGUUGAAUUUUUUUUAUUUGUACCGGUUUGAAUAAAAUUUUAGAAACAAA
Molecule: messenger RNA, 10905 nt
Organism: Bactrocera neohumeralis
Lineage: Eukaryota; Metazoa; Arthropoda; Insecta; Diptera; Tephritidae
Product: sodium/calcium exchanger 3-like
Exons: 12
Coding region: 2600-5665 (1021 amino acids)
Biological process (GO): sodium ion transmembrane transport; cell communication; calcium ion import across plasma membrane
Cellular component (GO): postsynapse; axon; sarcolemma
Molecular function (GO): calcium:sodium antiporter activity
Source: RefSeq, a predicted model, not a curated record